CGGGAGGCGGUCUGGCAGGCCCGCCCGAGUCCGGGCCUCCGGGGUAGGGGUCGCCCUCCCCUGACGUGGCUGGACCCUGGGCUUCAGCAAAUGUUGGAAACUCACCUUCUGCAGCAGCAGCAGCAGCAGCAGCAACUUCUAGCCAUCUGGGAGGAAGAAGAGGGAGAGGCUGAAGCGCCAGGCUCUUAUGGGGAGGAGGUACUAGGCCCCCUCAUACGAGGCUCCCUCCUCCCCCCAUGGCCCCAGCUGGAUGCUGUCCUGGAGGAGCCAGAGGUGCAGGAGGACAGGAGUCUCCAGAGUGAUCAGGAGCAAGGUAGUGGGGCCCCAUGGGGGACAAUGGGGGUAUCUGAAAGGACCCCAGCCCUCACCAGAUUAGGUUGGGACAUUGACGAUUUCAGGCAUCUGCCCCUAGGGAGGGCAGGAGGGCUUGGGCCAGAGGGGAGCCCUGGAAGUGCUGCUGGGGGCUUCAGCCCCCUGCUGCCACCCCCAGUCCCCGUCCUGCCCUCCAGCCCUGGGGGAGGCCAUGUCCCAGAGGGGACCAUGAGGCCCCAGGCCACAGGAAACAAGGUCAUGAGGGGUGGAACAGGGCAGAAUGGGGUGCAGGGGUUCAGGGCAGAAGGGGAUAAUGUGACAAAGGGUGAGAUUGGCCUUGUAGGUGACCAAGGGGAGCCAGUGCUAGAUAACAUCCUGGCACAGGGAUAUCCCUGGAUGGCCAGUGACCCAGCACAGAGACAUCCUCAGGUGAAUAAUGGGUUGGCACAGAGGCAUCCCCAGAUGGACAGUGACCUGAAACAGGGGCAUCCUUGGAUGGAUAGUGGUUCAGCACAAGGGCAUCCCCGGAUGAACAGUGACCUGGCACAGGGGCAUCCCUGUAUGGACAAUGGUUCAACACAGGAGCAUCCCCAGUUGGAGAGUGGGCUGGCACAGGGACAUCCCUGGAUGGACAAUGGGCUGGCACAGAAUCAUCACUGGAUGAACAGCAGCACCUCGGCACCAGUGAGGGAGGAAGCCAAGGGGGACACUGGCUCCAUCGGAACUUCUGAAAUGGAGAAAGAGGAAGCGAUGAGUCAUCAGGGCACAAAAGCUCCUGCCCAGGAGGUUGGACACAACUGGACAGAGGAAGAGCAAAACCGGGGCUGCCUCCCAGCAGAGCUAGGGGGUCUGGAAGCUGGGACACCAAAGGAGGCAGGGAGCCCCGAGGAGGAGGAGAGGAGUCCCAAGGAGCAGACGAGCAGAGAGGACAAAGCUGACCCAGGAAGCCGGAGACUUCCAGAGUGGGGUCCCCUCCAGCCCCUGGAGGAGAUUGCUGAUGCUGCUGCUGCUGCCAAAGGCCUAGCUCUGGAGGAGGAGAGCCUGCUGAGUAGCCCCAGGCCAGGGAGCACCACUGCGCAGACGCCUGGAAGAGAAAGGGGGCAGGAGCAGAGGCGAGAGCCCGGUAGCCCCAGGACACUGCCUCCACUGCUGCUCCCCCGCAGCCUGUCCCUCCCAGAGAGUUUUGCCUACGGUGGAAGACAGGAGCCGGGUGCCGAGGUGGAGCCCUGGCUGCAGGCCCUGAUGGGAGAAAGCGGCUCCAUCCGCAGAGAGGGCCGCGCCCUGGUGCAACAGCUGCAGGAGUUGCGGCGGGAGCUGAGAACCCUGUCCAGACCUCGCAAGGCGCUCCUGAGUGACAUCCUGGAACAAGGUCUCAUUGCGGCCACUGGAAUCCUGCUCUUCUGGUGGCUGACAGAGCAGCUGGGCUGAGGGACUUGAUUCUGAGACAGUUGUGGCUUGGCCUGCCUAUCUUUCCCACAGCAGGGGUUGGGGAGUGAUGGUGGGGGAGGCCGGGUUUGGAGGGGAAGCUCCCCCAUGGCUUCUUCUGGAGCUCCUCUCCCAACUCCCCCCAUCUCCAAACUCAUUGGCUCCCAGAGCCUGGGCUGGGUCAGGUGUGCCUGCCUGCUUGGCAGAAUGGAAGGUGUGGGCCCUGGGCAACCAGGAAUAUUUCCCAGAAUUCCUAUCUGGGCUCAAAAUAGCUGUUGGUGCCAGGGCCUGCGGCUGCCCUAUCGCCCUGUAAAACCCUUCAUCCUGUCCCCAUCAUUUCCUGCUUUUCCCUUCCCCUAGCCCCAGGCUUGCAGGGAAGGAUUUUAAUAAUAAUGUUGGUAUUUGUUAAGUGCUUACUCUGUGUGGAGCACUGUUCUAAGCGCUGGGGUAGA
Molecule: messenger RNA, 2189 nt
Organism: Ornithorhynchus anatinus (platypus)
Lineage: Eukaryota; Metazoa; Chordata; Mammalia; Monotremata; Ornithorhynchidae
Product: collagen alpha-1(VII) chain-like
Exons: 6
Coding region: 91-1740 (549 amino acids)
Source: RefSeq, a predicted model, not a curated record